Molecule: messenger RNA, 3243 nt
Organism: Cryptomeria japonica (Japanese cedar)
Lineage: Eukaryota; Viridiplantae; Streptophyta; Pinopsida; Cupressales; Cupressaceae
Product: LRR receptor-like serine/threonine-protein kinase EFR
Exons: 2
Coding region: 63-3173 (1036 amino acids)
Biological process (GO): protein phosphorylation
Molecular function (GO): ATP binding; protein kinase activity; protein binding
Source: RefSeq, a predicted model, not a curated record
UAUUUAAAAGCGAUCCGAAUCACGCGUAUUUCAUUUGGGCUUAGGUGCAAAGCGAGCCAAGAAUGAAGAUGAAGAUGCUCCCUCUUCUACUCUUUUUGUCUGCACUGCCUGCUCAUAUGGCAAAGACUUCUAAUAAUUCUGAUGAACAAGCUCUGAUUGGUUUCAAGGCUGCUCUCUCUGUUGAUCCAUAUAAUUCUUUGUCCGAUUGGUCUCCCAACCACAACUUUUGCAAUUGGACUGGUGUUACAUGCUCUUCUCGUCGACAGCGUGUGGUUUCCUUGAAUCUCACAGGUAAGGGAUUACUUGGACAUAUCUCUCCAUUACUGGGAAACCUUUCCUUUCUUAGAACAGUUGAUCUUUCUAAUAACAGCUUCCAGGGCCAUAUUCCAUAUCAGAUCGGAAGGCUUUUUCGCCUGAGAAGGCUUCUUCUAUCUACCAAUAAAUUAGAAUCCUCUAUACCGUCUUCUCUUGCAGGCUGUCGAUCGUUGCAAUAUCUAAGUUUCUUAUAUAACAAUCUGAGCGGACCCAUUCCCUCUGAGCUUGGCCUUCUUCCACGUUUAGAGACCAUUUGGUUAGAUUAUAACAACCUGACAGGCACAAUCCCAUUAUCCCUUGGUAACCUGUCCUCAUUAACUGAGUUGAGAUUGAGAUACAAUAGUCUCUAUGGAGGUAUUCCCGGGGAAUUGGGAUUGCUCGGUAAACUUAGAGCUCUUGAUCUCGAGUUCAAUUACUUGACAGGAUCAAUUCCCACUGCCCUUUCUAAUUGCACUCUUCUAGAAAGUGUCGGACUAGCUGAUAACCUCUUAACUGGCCACAUUCCCUGGGAGUUUGGCACCCUAUCAGAGUUGCAAGGAUUGCAUCUAUUUAUAAACCAAUUCACUGGAGAAAUUCCUGGUUCUCUCUCUAAUUGUACGCUUCUUCAAAUUCUUGAUUUAGCGUUCAAUAAUCUGACCGGUACGGUACCCUUAGAAUUUGGCAGAUUGCUUCAGCUUCGAUGGCUUAAUUUGUGGAGUAAUCAACUUGUGAGUGGAAGCAGUGGUUUGUUAUUUGUAACAGUAUUGAGCAAUUGCUCCAUCUUGUACCAUAUAGAUUUGUCUGAAAACUAUUUCACUGGCAUUUUGCCCUCUUCAGUUGGCCUCCUUCCAAGUGGUCUCUCAUAUUUUCUUUUGCCCUUCAAUGAAAUCGAGGGAAGCAUACCAGAUGAGAUUGGCAACCUGACAGAAAUAGCAGCUCUAGAUUUUGGUGCCAACCAUUUCAGUGGCACCAUCCCAACUUCAUUGAGUGCACUUCCCAAUCUUGAAAGAUUGAGAUUAGACAACAAUAAUUUACAUGGAGUAAUUCCAGAGAGUUUUGGUCAGGCAAAAAGGCUGGGGCUGUUGUCAAUAUGCUGUAACAUGUUAUCAGGGAAAAUUCCAGACACUCUGGGUAGCCUUCCCCAACUAAGAAAGAUUGAUCUUCAUGGCAAUCAUUUGUCAGGAGAAAUACCUGCCAGUAUAGGAAGAUGCCAAACUCUGGAGCUGGUGGAUUUUUCUUACAACAAAUUUACAGGCAAGAUACCUUCAGAAGUUGCUGGUCUGCAAAAUCUCCAAUUCUAUUUCAAUGUGUCCAACAAUUUGCUACAAGGUUCUCUCCUAGAAAUGAGUAAAAUGGUAAUGGUCCUGGCUAUAGAUGUAUCUGUUAAUCAUUUUUCAGGUGUCAUUCCAAUCGCACUGGAAAGCUGCAAAGCAUUGGAAUAUCUUAAUCUGUCUUGGAAUGCAUUCACAGGCCCAAUUCCGACAUCACUAGCAGAACUGAACAAUCUUCAAGGCUUGGAUCUUUCCGGCAACAAUUUGAAUGGAACGAUACCAGCGGCUUUCAAAGAUAUGAAAAUGCUCCAGUAUCUCAAUCUCUCUUCAAACAGGUUGAUUGGAGAGGUCCCAAGGGGAGGAAUAUUCACAGACAUGGAUGUUUCAGCUGUUAUGGGAAAUCUUGGCCUUUGUGGAACAUGGAUAAACUUGCCUCCAUGCUCUCAUUCCAAACACAAACAGCCAUCUGUCUCCAAAAAGGUAAUAAUUCCUGUUGUAAUUGGCAUUGCAAUUUUGAUCAUGUCUCUUCUAUUGGCAGCAUUUUCGUAUAGAUGCAGACAUUCCAGUACCCCUGCUCUGAAAGUAUGGCCUCAAAAAAUUUCAUAUAAAGAACUUGUAGAUGCAACUGGUGGAUUUAGUGAGGCAAACCUAUUGGGAAUUGGUCAUUUCGGAUCAGUUUAUAAAGGGAUUCUAAGCAGUGGAAGACAUGUUGCUGUUAAAGUUCUGAAUUUCCAAGAUCAAAAUGCGCACCAAAGUUUUCUCAAAGAAUGCAAUGUAUUAAAAAAAGCAAGGCAUCGCAAUGUGAUUAAAAUUAUUUCAUCUUGUUCUAAUCUUGAUUUUAAAGCUUUGGUUCUUCCAUUUAUGUCAAAUGGAAGUUUGGAGAGAUGGCUGUACCCUGAAGGAGGAGCUAUAUGUAAUUUAAAUUUCAGUGACCGAUUAAGAAUAGCAUUGGAGAUAGCACAAGGUCUAGCAUAUUUGCAUCAUCACUGUUUUGUACAAGUGAUCCAUUGUGACCUAAAACCUAGUAAUGUGCUGUUAUGGGAUGACAUGACUCCAAAGAUUGCAGAUUUUGGCAUUGCCAAACUACUCUUUGGGAAUUCCAUGGAUUCAUUGACUUCUACAAGUGCACUCCAGGGAUCUAUUGGUUACAUUGCUCCAGAGUACGGAAUGGGUGGUAAUAUUUCUACAAAAGGAGAUGUGUACAGUUAUGGCAUUUUACUCUUGGAGAUGUUAACUAGGAGGAGACCAACAGAUGAUAUGUUUGUAAGAGUGAAUCUUACAAAAUGGGUAGCUGUGAAUUUUCCAAAUAAAGUUUUAGAGGUGGUGGAUAUUAGCUCUCUUGGAGAUACUAAUGAAUUAGAAACAUCAUUACUAUUAUCAUGCCUCACUCAAAUUUUUGAAGUUGGUUUGGUCUGUACAAGGGAAUUGCCUCAACAUCGACCUAAUAUGAUUGAAAUAGUUGAGAGAUUAGAUAAGAUUAGAGGUAUGUUUCUUGGUAUUCCUAGAGCUUUUCAAUUGGCAAUAGAUAUGUCCUCCUUGCUUGAAAAUAAAAGAAACCAAGGAAAUACCAAUUUUGAUAGCAAUGGAAGUUAUACAUCUACAUCCUAAUUGUGUAAUUUAACAAUUAAAAAUAUUUUCUACAAAUAAUUACUUCUACCGAUACUAAACAUGAUGUAAA